Molecule: messenger RNA, 1240 nt
Organism: Hordeum vulgare subsp. vulgare (domesticated barley)
Lineage: Eukaryota; Viridiplantae; Streptophyta; Magnoliopsida; Poales; Poaceae
Exons: 5
Coding region: 134-763 (209 amino acids)
Source: RefSeq, a predicted model, not a curated record
UCUGAUUCACCCCCAAAUCGCCAAACCCCAGGAUCUCCGUCCCAAACACCGCUCCAACACCCACCAUCUCGUAGAGGAGGAAUCACCCGCUAGUCGUGCCGUCGAGGAGAAGCCGCCGCCUGCGAUACCUCCGAUGCUCGCGUCAUUAAGGACGCCGCCACCUGUGCCUCCAAAAGAUGGCGUCGGUGCUUGUGCCGUUGGGACAACGCCAGAUCUGGCUGGUCUCGUCCCCAACAUCCAACAUCUCUUCCUCACCAAAUUCUCUUACAAGACCUCCCGGUCGAUGCAGCAUGUCACCGAUGUCGCCGCCGCCUUUAGCAUCUCCAAGAUCUGGGUGGACUCAGUGUCGUGUUUGCCCGGGACCGCCAGAUCUGGCGCUCUCUCCCAGCGAUUUCUCCCUCUCUUCUCCAUUGUUGGCCAGGCCAAGAUCCGUUCCUCCAUGCUAGUAGUGCCAGGCCUGUUAACCCCGCCCCGAGUGCUCCUCCUCCCCAGAAUGCUACGUCAACAAGCUGGAAUAAGAAACAAACACAUCCAUCCCAAUUCUCCAUCACGCACGCAGCAGGCGCCGCCUUCUCGUCUGACUACCAGACAUGUGCAGAUGAACCGCAAGAGCUUUCAUAAGGAGGAGGUCCGGAUGUCAUGUGUUAUGCACGCCGGAGAUCAGCGGCGGAUCGGUUCUGUUCUGUGUCGUCAGAUCUCAAGCAAAGAACAAGAUUCUGGAUGCCGCUCAUUGUGGUUACUUUAUAGAAGAACAGAGCAAUGACUGCACAACUGGGAUACAUAAAGCAUAUUCCAGGGCGUCCCCAAAGAAAAUGGUUCCUUCAGUUCAAAGAAAUUUAUCGGCCUGGCCUGGGAAGAUAAUGGAGACUGCUACACAUGUUCCUUCGUUCCUCCGGAGCAGUAAAGAAGAUAUGGCAGCUGGGGCUUUAAUUGUAUCACCUACACUUAGUAUACACACAUGAAUAUAGUUACAAGUCAAAUCACAUAUUGUGCUCAUUUCACAAUGUAAUGUAGGACCAGUUAACUGUUAGUCAUUGUAACAUGUUUGACUGAGAUGAAGCUUCAUUGCACCUUUCAUUCUCUUUAUGUGCUCAUUUUAGUAAUAGUUACUAGGUUCUAGGAAUGGAGUUGUAACAAUGAUGAAGCUUCAUUGUAACUGGAUUUGUAGUGGAGUUGAAGGCCGAACUAUUUUAUGUGGUGCAUGUUUGUAAAGUUUCUGCAAUGAUGCUUAUUGCUUAAA